Capra hircus (goat) is the source of this 7087-nucleotide messenger RNA. It is a transcript of the gene KBTBD11, whose product is annotated as kelch repeat and BTB domain containing 11. The record is from RefSeq and is a predicted model, not a curated record. Gene Ontology annotation, molecular function: protein binding. The coding region runs from base 931 to 2874 and encodes 647 amino acids. Lineage: Eukaryota; Metazoa; Chordata; Mammalia; Artiodactyla; Bovidae. The transcript has 2 exons.
GCUGGGCCCCGGAAAGACGCGCGGGCCCCCACGGGCGCUCGCGCAGGUGCGCGGGAGGCAGCCCGCCCGCCCCCGGCGUUCUUACAGUGCGGGAGAGGCCGGCGCGCGCGCGUCGGGGACCCCGGCGAGGGCUCCGCACCCGGGCGCGGGCAGGCACCGGGUGGAGGGCGCGGCGAGGACCUGAGAGGAACACGAGCUGGUGACAUGGCAUGGAAACACAUAAUGUUCCGACAAAGGAAGUCGCAGAGGAAGGCCCCCGGUGGAUGAGCGAGGAAGAGGGGUCUAGUGUGUGCGCUGACUUGUCCUAACGCCCACCUGGAGAGUGAAUUACGCACCCCCGCCCGCCCCCAGGUGAACACCGCCGAGCCAGGCCCGCACUCAGCCCUGAUGGUGAACGGGGGUCACACACGAGGAGAAAGCUCCCCGGGCGGCUGCCUGUGAUGCAGGACUGAAAGUCAGGGUUGGGAAGCGUGGACCGCGGCCCGGCGCCGAGCGCGGACGCGAUGGGAUGCGGACGGAUGGACGGUGACUCCGGGAGAGAGGUUGGGCCAGGUGCUUAGUACCCGACAGCUCGGCCCGCAGAGCGGGGCCCGCGCCCAGAGCGGCGGCGGCGGCUGCCCGGCCGUUCCGUCCGCCCGCGCGGAGCUCCGACCACACAGAGCCGGGCAGACGGCCGCCCGCCCGCGGGGACCGCGCUGGGGUCACAAGUUCAGCCGGGAGCGGGAGCGCGCUCCCGCCGACACACCCCUUUUUCUGGAGAGCGGGCGGGCGGGUGCGAGCCGAGCGGCGCGAGAGCGAAAGCCGCUCUAGACAAAAGUGAGGUCUGAUCGCGCACCCGGAGCCCGGAGGAGCCAUCGACCUUGGGCGGCCCGAGUCCGGGCAGAGUGAUGCGGGGCUGCUGAGCGAGGACAGCGGCCCGAGCGAGCGCGCAUGGAGAGCCCAGUGGUCCCCUGCGUCCUCUACCCGGGCGACGGGGCGUGCGGCCAGGCCGGGGGCCGGGGCGGCGCUCCCGAGGCUCCGGGAGAGGGCAGCCUGCAGCCGCCGGACGCGGCCGAGGGGGAGGGCGCGGCGUCCCCGGCGCAGACACCCUGCAGCCUCAGCGCGUCCCUGUGCUUCAGCUCCGGGGACGACUCCCCGCCGCAGUCUCGCGCCUCCUCCGCGGCGGAGGACGCAGCGGCCUCACCGCCCUCGUGUUGCAGCGGCCGGCGGGUGGUGGAGAGGCAGUGGGACGUCGGCAGCGCGGGCGCCGCGUCCCCGGAGGAGCCAGUGUCCCCAGAAGACUCCGCGUCGCCCGAGGAGCCCGCGUUCCCCGGGGAGCGCCCGCCGACCGAGGAGCCCGCGUCCCCGGAGGAGCCCGCGGACCCCGCGCCCGUGCCGCCGGGCGUCGGCCCGGAGCACGGCGAGCCCGACCUGCUCAUUGAGGUCUCGGGCCGCCGGCUGCGGGCGCACAAGGCGGUGCUGGCGGCGCGCAGCGACUACUUCCGCGCGCGCGCGUCCCGGGACGUGCUGCGGGUGCAGGGCGUGGGCUGGGCGGCGCUGCGGCUGCUGCUGGCCUACGCGUACAGCGGGCGCAUGGCGGGAGUGCGCCCCGACAACGUGGCCGACGUGGUGGCCGGCGCGCGCCGCCUGCAGCUACCCUGCGCCGCGCAGCGCGCCACCGACGCCGUGGCGCCGCAGCUGAGCCUGGCCAACUGCUUCGAGGUGCUGAGCGCGGCCAAGCGGCAGCGGCUGGCCGAGCUGCGCGAGGCCGCCUACCGCUUCAUGAGCGACCAUUACCUGGAGGUGCUGCGCGAGCCCGCCGUCUUCGGGCGCCUGUCGGGGGCCGAGCGCGACCUGCUGCUGCGCCGCCGCCUACGCGCCGGCCGCACCCGCCUGCUGGCUGCCGCUCUCGGGCCGGCCGGGGACCGCGCGGGCAGCCGGCCGCAGAGCCCGUCAGGGGAUGCGGAGGGCCGCGGCGAGGCCGCCGUCUACUGCUUCCACGAGGCGGCCGGCGAGUGGCGCGAGCUGACACGGCUGCCGGAGGGCGCGCCGGCGCGGGGCUGCGGCCUCUGCGUGCUGUACAACUACCUCUUCGUGGCCGGAGGCGUGGGGCCCGCGGGCCCCGACGGCCGCGCCAGGCCCUCCGACCGGGUCUUCUGCUACAACCCGGCCACUGAUCGCUGGAGCACCGUGCGGCCGCUGCGCCAGGCGCGCUCUCAGCUGCAACUGCUGGCGCUGGACGGCCACCUGUACGCCGUCGGCGGCGAGUGCCUGCUCAGCGUGGAGCGCUACGACCCGCGCGCCGACCGCUGGGCCGCCGUGGCCCCGCUGCCCCGGGGCGCCUUCGCCGUGGCCCACGAGGCCACCACGUGCAACGGCGAGAUCUACGUGUCCGGGGGCUCACUUUUCUACCGCCUGCUCAAGUACGACCCGCGGCGCGACGAGUGGCAGGAGUGCCCGUGCAGCAGCAGCCGCGAGCGCUCGGCCGACAUGGUGGCCCUGGACGGCUUCAUCUACCGCUUCGACCUGUGUGGGGCCCGCGGCGACGCGCCGGCGGCCGUGCCGGCCGGGGGCGUCAGUGUGCUCCGCUACCACUGCCUGGCCAAGCAGUGGAGCCGCUGCGCCUCGCACCUGCGGCCCCCGGGCGCGCCCUCGGGCCUGCAGCCCUUCCGCUGCGCCGCGCUGGAGGGCACCAUCUACUGCGUGAGCCGCGCGGGCACCUGGCGCUUCGUGCCGCCGGGUGAGGGCGAGCCCGGCGCCAGCGACGCGGGCCCCGAAGGCAGCUUUGAGCUCCAGUCGCUGCAGACCCCGGCGGACGCCCGGGGCCUGCUCUUCCCCUUCGUGCUCAACUUGCCGGAGGAGAGGCCGGACCGAGGGGAGGAGGGCGCUGUAUAGGAUGGGCCAGGUGGUCACCCGGCGUGUCCCUCCACAGCCCGAGACAGGGAAUGCGCCGUGUCCCAACUGGCAACCCGAAAGGGCGCAAGGGGAGCGGAGGCCGGGGGAGAGGGUCGGGGGUGGGCUGUGCCCACGGGGAUAACUUAGGAGGUAGUGCUUGUCACUACCGGGCCUUGCAAGCCGCGUGCAACGCUGCCUUAAGGCCCCCUUUCCACUCUGCAUUCCUUCCGCUUCGUUUUGCUUUGCUUAAUGGGGGGUCGAUGGCUUAAGAUGCAGGAUAUGAGCAAAUAACUUUGCAAAUAAGAUACAACAUAUCUGAGAAAGAAGGAAACAGAAUCAGAGACUGUGCUUCCGGGUGCAGUGGCUGGGCCCUGUGUACCCGGGACGCUGUGGCUCAGCCGGGAGGCAGGCUUGAGUGCUGCGGGGUGCCAGCCCCCUUGUUACUGCGCGCUGAGAAGGCCCUGGGAAACGCGGGGGGCUCCCAGACUGGAGUCCUAAAUGAGGCCAGUGUGAACCAUAUUCCUGGAAACCCUUGAAAGAAGGUCAUACUUUUUUUUAGCUUGGAGUUUAAAAUUAUAACUGAUAAAUCAAGCUCUUAAAGCUUUUCUAAUUUAGUUUAAAAGUUCCUGCCCUAUGUGUCAACUCUGAAUGUAAGAAGUAUUACAGAUGAAAUCUUUGAUUCCCAAUAAGGUCUCCUGUCCAGUGAGCACGGGAGAUAUUUCCUGUCAUCCCAGGGCCCCGGACGGGGUCAAAGGUCCACACACCUGAGAGCAGGUCCCUCUCAUCACCUAACUGAGGUGGGUUUAAUACUUUCAGUUUCAAGGAUGUUCAUCAUUAUGUUCAAAGGUGUAGCAAUGAUUGACUGUUGCUCGGGUUUUAGAUCUUUUGUGAGUGUUUGCCAGAGAGCGUAUCGUCCGUAGGCGAGGCUGACAGCGGCCGUGGUGCUCACCUGCUUUGAAAGCAGGGCCAGGUGUGCCCAGCCGCUGUGAUGUUUUAUAGUGGGCUUGAAGAGAGUGGUAUUCCCCCUGAAAGAGGACUAAAAUCCUUUCUGUUUUAAGAGUUCUAAAGAAAAACAUACAGGUAUAGUUUGAACCCACUAAUUGUGAUGUUUAAAGCUGAGGCUCCAGUACUUUGGCCACUUCAUGCGAAGAGUUGACUCACUGGAAAAGACUGAUGCUGGGAGGGAUUGGGGGCAGGAGGAGAAGGGGACGACAGAGGAUGAGAUGGCUGGAUGGCAUCACUGACUCGAUGGACGCGUCAACUCUGGGGGUUGGUGACGGACAGGGAGGCCUGGUGUGCUGCGAUUCAUGGGGUCGCAGAGUCGGACGAGACUGAGUGACUGAACUGAACUGAAAUAUUUGUUCUGUAACUCUGAGGGAAAUUUAUUUUACAACCAUUAUCCUAAGAAAGUGUGGCAGAGUGACAGCAUGUUGACACGAGGGGAGCAUGUGUUUAUAAGGUGGUUUGGGGCUUUCCCGGUGGCUCUGCGGUAAAGGAUCUGCCUGUCAAUAUGGGAGACUCGAGCGAGGAAGAUCCCCUGGAGAAGGAAAUGGCGACCCACUCUAGUGUUCUUGCCUGGGAAAUGCCAUGGACAGAGGAGCCUGGUGGCUGCAGUCUAUGGGGUUGCAAAAGAGUGGGACCAUGAAUUAGCACCUAAACAACAACAACAUAAUGCAGUUUAGCAAAUGAACUACUUUUGUCUAAUUGUGAACUCCAAAAUACCAUUAAUAAAACUAACAUGAAAUUUCACUACUGUAAUAGGGCUCAAGGAUUCAAAGGCAGGGUGUACUAUUUAUUAAACAUUUAAGGAUAAAAUAUAUGUUCGUAAAGAGAGGCCAACUGACUUGGAUUCUGAAUCCAAUCCACUUUUUUUAAUGACAGGAAAAGUGCCCAUUGAAGGUUACUGGCACAGAGAUCGAUGGAGUCAUGUGUAGCUUAUUGUGAUUUCCUCGUGAAUCAGUGAUGGGAGGGAGCCUCUCUGUGCGACCUGUGGGUGUGCGGGGAAUAGGUUAUGCUUCCUAAAGAGGCAGUGGUUGUUAGAGUGGUCAGUUAAGCAUGCUUAGAAAUUCAGCAUGAUUCAUGCCUGUCCUGAGGCCAGGGCUCUGCCGUCUCAGCCUGUGUGUUCUCGGAACUUGUGCGCCUGCCCGUGACCGCUCCUGACAUGACAGGAUGUCUUGGCAACUCGGGUCAGCAUCUUAGGAAAAACCAGGCUCCAGACUGCCUGACUUUGUAGGAGCAGACUGGAGACAUGGCAGGAGAAGAAGUGAGGUCCAAAAGAAACACACUGUUCUCGUAAAGACACGAGCGUCUCACGUGACAGUACAUUUUUCUCCAGACUUUCAUUAUUUAUGCUCAAUUUUUAUUUGAAAUGGAACCGAGGUAAUAUUUUCAUUCCUUCAAUAUCAAACUCAAUGAGAUAUGAUCACUGUGAUUUUACUUGAGAAAUCAUUCCUAGGAUGCUUACCACUGAAAAACACAAAUCCUAAAGUGGGCUUCCAAAGUCAACUCUCCCCGUUGGAGAUGGGAGACAUACUAGCUGUCAGACAGUGGACAGCCAGACGGUGACACACCCUGCUGGAGUGUUUGGAUAUUAUUUCAUCCUUGAAUUGAAUGAAGGGACGCCUGGCUGAGACGAAGCACCACUUCCUGUGGGAGCUGGCCCCGAGCCCCGGGGAGUUGUCAGGACGAGAUCCGGGAGGAUGUCUAAGGACGGUGGUGGGCUUUGAACCUUGUAGACCAUGUUUCUCACUGCAGCAUCACUGAGAACAGGUGCCAGAGGACCUGUGUGCUGCGAAGACCAGUUUAUUCUGUUUAGGGGCCAGUACCUGGGGUGUGGGGCCAGUCAGGCGGUGCGCCAAGUGUGCGAAUGGAAGAGCCCACCGCCCAGGACCCUUCUGCGCAGGAGGGCUGGGCGAGGGGCAGGCCUCCAGGGCCGACGCUCCAGGGCUUGUCCCAUUGCUGAGCCUGUGUCCAGCUCUGUAGAGAACCAGCUGGUGCAAAAGGAUCCCUGCUCUCCUAUCGCUUGAAUCAAAUGAGGGCAGUGCAUAUACAACAUCCGUAAUUCUCAUGAAAUUAAGAAACCCCCAAACACUGACAUUCCCAGACAUUCGAAAGAGCAGUGGGGCAUUUUCAGGGGACACGUAAUUCGCGGAAGCUUAAUCUUUUGGUUAGUUGACAGUAAUGAUGACUUCUGUGUUGUGAAUCAGGGUUCGUUUGGAACCGGAAGGAUUGGGGUGAAGUCAUCUUCAUUUCCUUUCUGUUUUUCCUGCUGGUCAGGGAGAGCUCUGGUGCCAGCGCCAGCGUGGACUCCGGCCGCUUUAUGGGGCUGGCCUGGGACCACGGUGACUUUAUUUCUGCACCAGUUUACUUUCCUUUCAGAGAAGGAAUGCUGCAGAAAUUCUUUGGCUGCUUAGUGACAACAACUCCCUGUAUCACUUUUGCUACAAAUACUUAAAUCACCUGGUCCACUCUUGUUACUUUCUGGUGUCAAUUUAGUGAUUCUUUUAGCCACUGUUUAAUUUGUUGGUCUCUUGGGUAACUUCCUCUGAAAUGUUUUGAAAGGAAAUGUGUUUUUAAGUCUUUGCCUUUUCCUUUUAAGAUGGUUUCAGGACAUCAUCUGUUGUAACAGCUUCCUGGGUCGGAAUGUAAACAAAAGUGCCCUUUUGCGAUCUGUCUUAUUGUAGACGAUUUCCUAGCUUACAAAAUGUUUCAUUUUUGGUGUCUUAAAAAAAAAAUCAGUGUUCUCCUUUCCCCCUUUCCUCUGCAACAUCAUUAUUCACGGGAAGAUAACAGGAACUAAGGAUGGGAACCCAUCGUGUUCGGGCUGCAUCUGAGUGUGCAUCAGAGCCGCGUUCUCUUUGCUUCCCUGCAUCCUGGAAGGCACCGCGAGGCUCCGGCUCCUAGUGUGGGAACUGGCAUGGGUGAGAGCCUCCUACCUGCUUGGUGAACUGGUGUGAAAUGAAACAAAAGACCAGAUUUGGCCUCCUGUGAGACACAAGCUCCUCUGAGGCUUUUGAAAGCACUAAGCAGUGCUGUGAUGUUGCUGGAUGUUGAAGACAAACAGCCAUCUUGAAGACACAGCUUUGCCCAGCUGAUGCUGUACCGAUCAGCGCUCGUGUUCGAGUAUUGAGUGCCAACCCCGUAAACCCUGUCCACCUGCCUGUUUAUGCCGAGAUGAAAUAAAUCACUGGGCGAUGCUAGCUGUCCUGCAGUC